CCACUCGUGCCAGCGUCGAGCGGAGUUCAGCGCGCGGAGAGAGUUCCGUUAUGUCGUUAAGAUCCACGAGCGCGUCCUUCGCUAUAGUAGGGUUAGAUGCGCUGUCGAGGAGCUGAAGAUGGGCAGACAUACUGUUCCUCAAACCAUGAUCAGUUAAGAAACUCUGAUAUUGGCGGACGAGCUCGUUAAAAUGGCGAGGGACUUCACCACGACGAGUCUGAGUAACAUCGACCUCGCCUCUUUACGGGACCCCGCGGGGAUCUUCGAGCUCAUCGAGGUGGUCGGCAAUGGCACCUACGGACAGGUUUACAAGGGUCGACAUGUGAAGACAGGGCAGCUGGCAGCCAUCAAGGUCAUGGACGUGACAGAGGACGAGGAGGAUGAGAUCAAGCUGGAGAUCAACAUGCUGAAGACUCACUCCCAUCACAGGAACAUAGCCACGUAUUACGGUGCCUUCGUGAAGAAGAGUCCUGCGGGUCAGGACGACCAGCUGUGGCUGGUGAUGGAGUACUGCGGCGCCGGCUCGGUCACAGACCUGCUGAAGAAGACUAAAGGGAGCUGUCUGAAGGAGGACUGGAUCUCUUAUAUCUGCAGGGAGGUGCUGAGAGGUCUCUUACACCUGCACUCACAUCAUGUGAUUCAUCGAGAUAUUAAAGGACAGAACGUGCUGCUGACGGAGAACGCUGAGAUCAAGCUGGUGGAUUUUGGCGUCAGCGCUCAGUUAGACCGGACGAUUGGCCGAAGAAACACGUUCAUCGGGACGCCGUACUGGAUGGCUCCGGAGGUGAUCGCGUGCGAUGAAAACCCUGACUCCACCUACGACUACAGGAGCGACGUGUGGUCUCUGGGAAUCACCGCUUUAGAGAUGGCCGAGGGAGCUCCACCCUUGUGUGACAUGCAUCCCAUGAGAGCGCUGUUCCUCAUUCCACGAAACCCUCCUCCCAAACUCAAGUCCAAGAAAUGGUCUAAGAAGUUUCAGACGUUUGUAGACAGCUGUCUGGUGAAGAACUACCUCCACCGGCCGUCCACAGAGACGCUGCUGCGCCACUCCUUCAUUAAAGACCUUCCUAACGAGAGACAGGUGCGCAUCACGCUCAAAGACCACCUGGACCGAACCAGGAAGAGGAGACGGGAGAAAGAAGGGACAGAAUAUGAGUACAGUGGCAGUGAAGAUGAAGAAGAUGCCUUGAAUGAAGAUGAAGGUGAACCCAGCUCUAUAGUCAACCUUCCCGGAGAGUCCAUGUUGAGACGGGAGUUCCUGCGUCUGCAGCAGGAGACACACACACAAACACACCUGCUCCAGCAAACACACAACCAGGACAACUACAAGAGACAGCUGCUGGCCGACCGACACAAGAGGAUCCAGCAGCAGCAGGAGGAGCGGCGCCGCCUCGAAGACCAGCAGGAACGGCUCUUACACCAGACCGGACUCCAGUGGCCGGAGCUCCAGGAGAUGAUAUGGCAGGAAGAGACUGACCUUACCGAGAAAACCAGAAGAAACCAGAAGAAACAGCCCCGAGACGAGGAACCUCUCAGGACCGAUCCUGAAUCAGCGGCGAGCCGGAGAGCCCAGCGCACUCUUCCCAGGGACCAGCCUCAAGACACACGGCUCGACGGGCUGGCAGGUAAACUGGAGUCGCUGGAGGCUCAUCUGGUCAAUCUGAACAAUCUAGCGGUGAGGAUUCCUCAUGUUCAGUCCCGUCUGGGGUCAGGGAGCAACUCCAGCCCGUGUACUCCAGCACUCCCGAGAGCAGCCAAACUGCCGAGCGUGAGUGUGUGUCCUGGUCGAGAGCUUCAUCACAGCAGCUCCAUGACGGACGUCUCAUCUGCUCCUCUGUCUCCAGCGCUCGAUGAAGUCUUCUUCAGCCCCGACGAGCAGCCGCCCAAGAUUCCAGAGCGCACGACAUCGAAGUUCAAGGAUGGCGUGAGUCCUCACAGAUACGGGUCCAGUGGAGAUGCUCCGUCUGCCGUGAUGAAGAUGUCCUUCGGCUCCAGCAGCAGCUCACAGUCAGGUCACUGCGUGCCGGACAGCAGGAACGCUCAGACCUCGCCACACAACCAGGGUUUGGGAGUGAAGUCUCCGUUCAGUCCCUUAAAGAAGCUUGCAGAGUAUUCUUCGUCCAGUGAUGAAGAUGAGGAGAGGACCAGGUCUCCGUUGAGCAAUGGCAGGUCGCCGUUAUCCAGAGGAGAGUCUGCUGAGAUCGUUCUCCAGCCUCAUCACAGCGUGAAGCAGCAGAGUGCAGCAAAGCCAACACACAGCGUCUAUCAGAGGCCUGCAGGACCAGAGUCCAGCGACGGAUGCUUUCUGCCUGACCUGCUGCACAAGAGCCCCUCACAUCAGCAGAGCGCUCAGCACGUACGAAUAUUCUCCAGUAAUCAGGCGGGAAAAAGCGUGUCAUCGUCCUCUUCCUCAUUCUCACCUUUCAUUGACCCGCGUUUGCUGCAGAUCUCUCCACCUCUGAGUCCACAGGGAUACGGCCAGCGUGAGUCCCUCGCCACGCCUGUGUUGAAUGGUAGGUGUGAUCCAUGUGUUAGACAGCCUCACAGGAAGGGCUCGGUGGUGAACGUCAACCCCACCAACAUCCGUCCUCAGAGCGACGCCCCAGAGAUACGCAAGUACAAGAAGAAGUUCAACGCUGAAAUCCUUUGUGCCAGUCUGUGGGGUGAGACGCUGAUGUGAUAUUAAUAAAGACCACCUGCAUCUUCUUGCAGAAAUUAAGUGUAACACAAAACAAGAAAUCAAAGUGAAAUGAAAUUAACUCGACAUACACUAAUAUUGCCAAAAGUAUUCGCUCAUCCAUCCAAAUAAUCAGAAUCAGGUGUUUCAAUCACUUCCAUGGCCACAGGUCUAUAAAAUCAAGCACCUAGGCAUGAAGCGUUCGGGAACGACAGCAACGGAGAGGAGCGGGGUCAGCGGAUGCUGGGGUGUAUAGUGUGAAGAGGUCGCCUACUUCCUGCAGAGUCUUUCAGAUUAACUCAAGAACAGUGCGAGAGCUUCAUGGAAUGGGUUUUCAUGAGCGAGCAGCUGCAUCCAAGACAUACAUCACAGAGUGCAAUGCAAAGCAUCGGAUGCAGUGAUGUAAAGAACACGUUCUCUGGAGUGAAGAAUCACGCUUCUCCAUCAGGCAAUCUGAUGGACGAGUCUGGGUUUGGGGGUUGCAGGAGAAGGGUACUUGUCUGACUGCAUUGUGCCAAGUGUAAAGAUGAAGGAGGGGGAUUAUAGUGUGGGAGCUGGGCCUGGUCCCUUAGUUCCAGUGAGAGGAACUCUGAAUGCUUCAGCAUACAGUUCCACGCUCCCAACGUUGUGGGAACAGUUUGGAGCUGACCCCUUCCUCUUCCAGCAUGACUGUGCACCGGUGCACAAAGCAAGGUCCAUAAAGACAUGGAUGACAGAGUCUGGUGUGGAUGAACUUGACUGGCCUGCACAGAGUCCUGAUCUCAACACUAUAGAACACCUUUGAGAUGAAUCAGAGCGGAGACUGAGAGCCAGGUCUUCUCGUCCAACAUCAGUGUGUGACCUCACAAAUGCUCUUCUAGAAGAAUGGUCAAAAAUUCCCAUAAACACACUCCUAAACCGUGUGGACAGUCUUCUCAGAAGAGUUGAAGGUGUUAUAGCUGUAAAGGGUGAACCGACGUCAUAUUGAACCCUGUGGAUCAGGAAUGGGAUCAUAUGCAGGUCAAGGCAUGCGAGCAAAUACUUCUGGCAAUAAAGUGUAUCUCAGUUAUAAAACCUACUCAAUAAAGAAGCUUUAUUGCACAAUUUGUUUGAUUAUUACAAAAUGCAGCUGAUAUGAUGUUUGGGUAAUACUUUAUUUUAAGGUUUCAUAAUACAGAGUAAUUACCUAAUUAGGUACUUAAGCCAUUGUACCUAAAUGAAAUAAGAUGUACUUAUCAUGUAACUAGGUUAUGGAACAGCCUGUAAUUACAGUUUGUAAUUAUGUAGAUGUAACAUGCAGCUACUGUUAAACGUAUGUUACAGACAUAACUACUUACUAGUAUGUAACUACUUACACUUAAGUACAAUCUGGAAACUCUUUAAGUAGCUUAUGCCGUUGUUAUAUUCUGCAAUUGUAAUGUAAUUAGAAAUGCAUUAGAUACAUUUAAGGUGUGUUUUCUAAAACACAGUUACACGGUAAGCACAUUUUAAUGUAAGUACAACGGAAUGUUACACUUUUAUCCUCUAAAUGAGUUAAUUUCAGACUUGAUGCCUGCUACAGGUCUCAGGUUGGCACAGGGGCAACAAAUGACUGAAAAACAAGACAUUUAGUAAAGAUUCAUCUGGAUGAACAUCUCACUAAUUAAGUUAAUUGACAUCAGGUCAGAGUCUCUCAGAAUUAAAGAUGGACAGAGACUCUCCAAUCUGUGAAAAAGUGUGACAAUAUUGUGGAAUACUUUAAAAACGUUCCUUAAUGUCAGAUUGCAUAGACUUUGCAAUCUCAUCAUCUACAGUGCAUAACACCAUCAAAAGAUUCAGAGAAACUGGAGAAAGGAUGAAGAUCUUGGAUGUUUGUGGUCUUCAGGUCUCAGAUGACACUCAUCACAUGAUUCUGUCAGACAUUACUGAAUGAGCCCAGGAAUUCUUCCAGAAACCUCUGUUGGUAAACACAAUCCUCAGAGCCGUCUGCAGAUGACAACUACAGCUCUGUCGUGAAAGGAGGCCUCCUGUGUGAACACGGUCCAGAAGCGUGUUCGUGUUCUGUGGGUCACGACUCUUUUACAGUAGACUGUUUCAAAGUGGACAUAUUUGCUAUGUUCAGACGAGUCCAAAAUUGACAUUGUUGUUGGAAGUCACAGAUGUGUCCUCCAGGCUAAAGAAGAGGAGAUCUUCAGAGUGUUGUCAUUGUUCAGAUGUCUGAUGGUAUGGAAGUGUUGUGCAAGUUACUUCCACACAUUAUAGAUUACGUGCUACUGUUAAAUCCUUACCUUACAAUAUUACUGUCUCAGAAUUGUAAUGCAUUACUUUCCUGUAUUGCUUUUGAGUUACUUUCACCAAAUAACUACAGUUAAAAAACUGCUGCGCUCCACGACACAGAUAUAUACCUGCCUAUAGUCCAGAUCUUUCAUAUAGAGAACAUUAGGAGCAUCAUUACAUGAAAAAUACGUCAAAGAUGACCACAAACUCUGGAAACCUAUAUCAGGCGAGAAUGAGACCAAAUUCCAACAUUAAAACUCCAGAAACUCAUAAAUCAUGCCCAGAUGCCUUCAAACUGUCUAAAAGGAGAGGAGAUGCUCUCCUGACUCAACUGUUCUGAGACCUGUAGCAGACAUUAGAUUUGAAAUUUUGUGCAUAAGAUUGUACAAUUUCUCACAUUAAACAUUCAUUAUGUUUUCUAUGUUCUAUUAUGAAUGAAUAAUUUCUCAUGUGAUUUGACAUUUUCGAAUUUUCACUAUAUUUAAAUGUAAAAAAUGUCCCAACAUAUCCGGAAUGCAUGUUGUAAAUGGUGUAAUUGUGCUGUCUGUGUGUGUGUGUGUGUGUGUGU
Molecule: messenger RNA, 5480 nt
Organism: Puntigrus tetrazona (Sumatra barb)
Lineage: Eukaryota; Metazoa; Chordata; Actinopteri; Cypriniformes; Cyprinidae
Product: mitogen-activated protein kinase kinase kinase kinase 4
Exons: 25
Coding region: 191-2680 (829 amino acids)
Biological process (GO): protein phosphorylation
Molecular function (GO): protein kinase activity; ATP binding
Source: RefSeq, a predicted model, not a curated record